CUUUGAGGGUGAGGAAUACAUUGUCUGCAAAGAGUAUAGACACAUUGCAAAGUUUUUUGACUAUCCCAUUGACUCCACAGAAUUGGGAAUUUGUUUUGUGUCAGAUCUAACACCAAAUCUGAUGAGCUUAAAGUUAGAUACCGAUUUGCAGAAGUGUGUCCGGUUGCCUUUGGAGGUUGGCUUUGUUGUCAUUCCACUUCUUCAUGCAGACCCAUCCUAAAUUUCAGUCAUAGAGUGCAGUGGUGUUUGGUAAAUUUGCUGAAUAAUAGAUUUUAUUUCCUUUUUUUUUUUUUUUUUUUUUUCUUGAGGAUAUAUUUUUUUUAAUUUAUGUGCAGAUCAGCAUCAAAUUUAGACAGUGUCAUUGUCCAGCCGGCCUUCACUUAUUUCUCUUGGCCAUGUUUUACAUUGUAGAAUUUAUAGAAACCCAAGAGGUUGAAGUAGUGCCAGCACUGUGGGUUAAAGAUGAAAUAUGUCAGUGGCCAGCUCAAUAUAGACCUGAUGAUUUAGGAAAGGCCAUACGAAGUGAGGAGCAGCCUGGACACUUGUGGGACACAUAUCAUGUUCGAAUUUUAUAUACAGCUGCAACCUACAAAGCCGCCCGUCUAAAACUUCCUCAAGCUGAAAUCCACACUGAUCUUCAAACAGCAGAAGAAGAAGAUGCAGAUGAAAAUCCAAAGAAAAAGAGAAAAAGGCUACCAAACAUUCGCUUUGAGAGUGACAGUGAUGAUGAAGAUAUGGUCAAGCAAACAAGAGCAUUGCCUCCAGCCCCAAAGAUAAAAGGACCAAACUUUGAUAUACAGUCUGCAAUAAAGAGACGGGUUCAAAAGCCUGAACCUCACAAGCAGAUGACAAGCCCAGAACCCAGAUGGUCCGUGACAAGUCUUGAGUCCAGGUGGUCUGAAACAAGCCCUGAGUCCAGACGGUCUGCAAUAAGUCCUGAACCCAGUCGGUCUACGACAAGUUCUGAACCACAACGACAAGAUGAAAGUCAAAGACAGCCAGGAACUACUUCAAGUAGUUUUGCUCCUCUUCUGCAUAGACUUCUUACAAAUCAAGAAAUGAUGAUGGAUCAACUCAAAGUGAUUCUAAAGUCCAUGCAGAAAAUGGGUGAACCAGCUCGUGGACAGGAGCCCCUUGAGAGGGAUAUACUGCCGCUAAAAGAUCUUACCUCCCUGCUGGGUCUGGAAAAACGUCUGAGGGAAGAGGCUGACCUCAAAAACAAAAUGAUUACUGCUUUGAGUGUCAUUGGAGGAGUUGACAUUAAGGAUAGCGUUUGGCGAGUUAUGAAACACUGUUUUACCAACUCCCUUGCCAAACAACUCAACUGGCGUGGCAUCAAUGGCAAAACAGCUUUCCACAGACUGCAGCUGAAAGAUGUUAUUACUGGAACUGUCAGAAACAGCAGGCUAACAGCAACGGCCACCGAUCAAGAGAUAGAAUUCUUUAUAAAAAAAUGGCUUCACCUUGCAGGUGACCGAGAUGGAGGGAGAAGAGAAAGAGAGAAACGAAAGAGUGUCCAAGAAACCUGCCUGCGAGAUUGCCAUGAUGCUGAUGGGCCCAGUCAAGGAGGUCAAUAAAUCCUAUAAGUUUGGAUUGUUCCUGUUGCCAAGGUUCUGCAGUGUUCACUUCUACAAUGUCAGACAAGUUUGUUUUUUGGAUGAGCUAACUUAUACAUAGCUACUGGAAACAUGUUUUGUUUUUAUUUCAUUUCUACAAUAUUUUCUAUACACAUAUUUUGUGUUUAUUGUACUGUUUUUUUCCAUGUUUAGAUUGCUUCCCAGUUUUGGAAAUGUAAUCAUGCAAUGGGUUUUUCAUUGGCAAUAUUAAUAAAUAAUUCAAUUUUUUCAGAA
Carassius auratus (goldfish) is the source of this 1850-nucleotide messenger RNA. RefSeq lists its product as uncharacterized. Bases 396 to 1577 code for a protein of 393 amino acids. The record is from RefSeq and is a predicted model, not a curated record. Lineage: Eukaryota; Metazoa; Chordata; Actinopteri; Cypriniformes; Cyprinidae. The transcript has 8 exons.